Messenger RNA from Malania oleifera, 3155 nucleotides. RefSeq names its product probable galacturonosyltransferase 13. The transcript has 6 exons. Bases 823 to 2424 code for a protein of 533 amino acids. The record is from RefSeq and is a predicted model, not a curated record. Gene Ontology annotation, molecular function: polygalacturonate 4-alpha-galacturonosyltransferase activity. Lineage: Eukaryota; Viridiplantae; Streptophyta; Magnoliopsida; Santalales; Ximeniaceae.
GACACUUUGUUAUUUUAUUUACCUAAUCAUCUUCUCCAGCACCCCACAUGCUCUCUCUCUCUCUCUCUCUCUCUAUAGAUAAUCACAUGAUAAUGUGAGCGAGAUAAAAGGAGAACUAAAAUUAACGAGACCCAUACAGAAAGGCUCUCUUCAAAGCAAAUGCUUCCCCAUAAGCAUAGGAUUAGGACAUAGCUAUAUUUAGCUUCCUCAAUCAUCCCCCACCCUCUGUGGGACCUCUGCCCUAAUCUCCAGGUCAAACACAACACAGCCACCACCACCACCACCCUCGCUCUCUCUCUCCUCUGUGUGCGUGUGUGUGUUCGCAUUUCUCCUUCUCUCUCUAAGCCAACACGGUUUUGAGUCUUUUGACUUGCAAGUUUGUUGUUUUUGUUUUCUUUUUAAUCUUCUUCAAGAAAAUUGAAAGUAGACCAAGGGACGGGACGUCCUCCAAUCGAAAACUCUUGCAAACCAGAAGAAAGGGAAAUUAUACGAACUGGGUUCCCUCUCUCUUGGCUUCCCAUUGUUUCUCUGCCCUCUUCGUGGUCGAUCCAUGGGCGAGGGAGGCGGUUUGAUCCAUUGACUCGUCUCUGCAAUUCGAGUUUAACGAAACCCAAGUUGCGGAAUCCAAUGCGGGCUUCCAACAUACCCGAAAGAGCCAAUUCAAAGACGACCAAGAAGAGAUCUCAAAUCUCGGAAUCUGUGCGGAUCGGGGCUUCUUGUGGCGGUGGAUCUGAUGUCGAGUCUUGUGGGUCGUUUGGUGGGGUUGCGGGGGUGGAAUUCUAGGGUUUCGGCGACGACGACGACGUGGCCGCGCAGACGACGAUGCAGCUUCAUUUCUCUCCUAGCAUGAGAAGCAUCACGAUCUCGAGCAGCAAUGGGUUUAUUGACUUAAUGAAGAUCAAGGUCGCAGCUCGCCACAUCUCUUAUAGAACCCUCUUCCACUCUAUCCUCAUCCUCGCUUUCUUGUUGCCUUUUGUCUUCAUUCUCACCGCUGUUGUUACCCUUGAAGGUGUCAACAAGUGCUCAUCAUUCGAUUGUUUAGGGAGACGUUUGGGACCAAGGCUUCUUGGCAGGGGUGAUGAUUCAGGGAAGCUGGUUAGAGAUUUUUACAAGGUCCUCAAUCAAGUGAACACUGAAGAAAUCCCAAAUGGUCUAAAGCUGCCAGAUUCAUUCAGCCAACUUGUUUCUGAUAUGAAAAACAAUCAGUAUGAUGCAAGGACCUUUGCUUUUAUGCUAAAGGCAAUGAUGGAGAAACUUGAAAGGGAAAUCAAGGAAUCAAAGUUGGCAGAGUUGACGAACAAACACUUUGCAGCAAGUUCCAUCCCAAAAGGCAUUCACUGUCUCUCUCUGCGUUUGACUGAUGAAUAUUCAUCUAAUGCUCAUGCACGCAGACAGUUGCCUUCUCCAGAAUUACUUCCCUUACUUUCUGAUAACUCUUACCAUCACUUCAUCUUGUCAACUGAUAACAUCUUAGCUGCUUCAGUAGUGGUCACCUCUGCUGUGCAGUCAUCUUUAAGACCUGAAAAAAUAGUCUUCCAUGUCAUCACAGACAAGAAAACUUAUGCGGGUAUGCAUUCCUGGUUUGCAUUAAACCCCAUCACCCCUGCAAUUGUUGAAGUAAAAGGUGUUCACCAGUUUGACUGGUUAACAAGAGAGAAUGUUCCGGUGCUUGAAGCUGUAGAGAACCAUAAUGGGAUUAGGAGUUACUACCAUGGGAAUCACAUUGCUGCAGCCAAUCUCAGUGAGACUACUCCGCGAGUCUUCGCUUCAAAAUUACAGGCUAGAAGUCCAAAAUACAUUUCAUUACUCAACCAUCUUCGCAUAUAUUUACCAGAGCUCUUUCCAAACCUUGACAAGGUAGUAUUCGUAGAUGAUGAUGUUGUAAUUCAGCGUGAUCUGUCUCCACUAUGGGAUAUUGACCUCAGGGGAAAGGUAAAUGGAGCUGUCGAAACAUGUAGAGGUGACGACGAAUGGGUAAUGUCUAAGCGAUUCAGAAAUUACUUCAAUUUUUCUCAUCCUCUUAUAGCGAAGAAUUUGAACCCUGAUGAAUGUGCAUGGGCUUAUGGGAUGAACAUCUUUGAUCUAAGUGCUUGGAGAAAGACGAGUAUAAGAGACACUUAUCAUUCAUGGUUGAAGGAGAAUCUGAAGUCAAACCUGACAAUGUGGAAACUAGGAACAUUACCGCCUGCGUUGAUUGCAUUUAAAGGCCAUGUUCACCCAAUCGAUGCAUCAUGGCACAUGCUGGGCUUGGGUUACCAGAAUAAUACAAACAUUGAGAAUGUGAAGAAUGCUGCAGUUAUCCACUACAACGGUCAAUCAAAGCCAUGGCUGCAGAUUGGCUUUGAUCAUCUCAGGCCAUUUUGGACCAAAUAUGUCAACUACUCCAACGACUUCAUAAGGAAUUGCCACAUGUUGGAGUCAUAGUCGGAUCAACUCGGCCAGUUGAGACAAAAACCAAAAAGUGAUAUUGUUGCGUAAGCAAGUUUUUUGGCUGCUAAAAAUUCUAUCGAGAUCUAUUUGUGAAGACACCACAAGAAGCAGAACAGUGGAUUGGUGUCCAAAGAGGUAUUACUUUCCAGCUCCAGGUUCGCUGCUGUCCCUAGCACAUGUGCUGAAGAGGACUUCCCAGCAUCACUAUUCAAUAGCAUGGGCUUGAGAUUCAUUCUUUCAUGUAACAUAGCAACGCUGUCGUUUAUUUUUUUGGUCGGAAAAAAGGGAUAAAUUCUCGUCUUCCCAGGUGGGGGGAGGGGGGGGGGGGGGGGCAUCCUUGCCACCGCAUAUUUUUGAAUACACAUGUUUUUUGAAAAGAACAAAUUGCCCAUCUUGGAUUGCAACACAGAUUUUGGUGCAAGAAGAAGAGGAAGGCUUCAUCAGCAGGUCUCUUGUGAGGCUCCCAUAUUUCUCCAGAAGCAUUUUUUCCCCCCCAAAUUUUUUGUUUUGCGUUUUUUUUUUAAUUCCCCUGUUCUUAUUUCUUGUAGUACCUUCCAUUUUUUGCCCCUUGAUUGCUUGUCAUAAUUGUGAUUUUAGGAGUAGGCCGUGGAGAUUGCCUUAUAGGUUGCAUUGUAUGGGGAACUGAACGAAAAAUAUAUCGGUAUUUGUUAUGUACCUUCUUGAGAAGCAUUCAAAUGUGCAGAAAAAAAAUAUAUUUUUUCUCA